Penicillium antarcticum is the source of this 576-nucleotide messenger RNA. RefSeq lists its product as uncharacterized. The record is from RefSeq and is a predicted model, not a curated record. Lineage: Eukaryota; Fungi; Ascomycota; Eurotiomycetes; Eurotiales; Aspergillaceae. The coding region runs from base 1 to 576 and encodes 191 amino acids. The transcript has a single exon.
AUGCAUCUGGCCGAGGAGCGCGUCUCAUUGUCCUUCCUGGACGAGAGAGCACUGGGACUGGAGCGCCUCAAAUGGGUUUACGAUGAGAAUCCCUGGACUAGUCAGCUAGGUGGAAUGAGUAAAAUGUCGCCGGCUACUCUCGACGCACUGAACAUCCUACUGAGUCCAAUUCUACUGCCGGGGGAUGUACAGCCCAUACGUGAGGCAAUUGAUCAAGGUUCUAUCGACAGAGCGGCCCUCCAAGAUGCCGCAGAUUUUAUCAGAGGCCGAGAAAUCUACGAGCAAGCCUACAACACAGCACCAGAGGCAUUGAACCAUGGCAUCUAUGGCUGCAUGCUACAGCGAUUCAUGGUAACGAGAUGCCCCAUCGAAUGUCCAGACCAAGCAGGCGACAAGGGCAUGAAUCUUCCAGCACAACAUGUGGAAUCUGGUUCCCCAGAGGUUGAUAUCAGCGAGUCUCUUACCACCAAUGAUUGCAGUGAAGACGACUGUUCGGAGCGUACCGCGGAGGACGAGGAGGCAGAGGUGGUUGCGAUGUUGGAUCGCGAAAAGGACGAAUGCUUUUUCAUCUGGUGA